Miscanthus lutarioriparius is the source of this 3102-nucleotide messenger RNA. The record is from the annotation of a GenBank genome assembly. NCBI's taxonomy places the organism in Eukaryota, Viridiplantae, Streptophyta, Magnoliopsida, Poales, Poaceae.
AUGGCCAAGCCCGCUGCCGCUGAGCCAUUCUCCAUACGGGGUUACGCCAUGAGGAUGCGGGCCGUCGACGCGGCCGAGUGCUACCCGUUCGUCGGCGGCGGCUGCAGCGAAGGGGAGGGGGAACCGCCGCCGCCGCGGUUCCCGCCGAUGGACCCGAAGCCGCUGUCACGGUGGUGGCAGCACGAGCUCGCGGCGGGGCAGGCCCGGCUUUUGGCUGGCGCCAGGGGCGGAGAGGCUGCGGCAGCCGGCGGCCUCGGCGGUGCGCUGCGGAAGGGGACCAAGAGGAAGGGAUCUCUCUCGAGUUCCACGGGCGAGAGGGCCAGGAAACGCCGGCAUGCGCUUCAAUUUAGGUCCUUUCUGACGAACAAGGAGAGAACUGCUAAGCCUCAGUCAACAUCUCGUUUGCAUGAACACAAGUUGCAUAUGGCAUUGCAGAGAAAGCAUAAAAGUUCUACUGUCCAUACAAGUACAGAACUUGAACCAAGGAAGAAACUGGAAGAGGCACGUGAUCGCAUGCCAACUCAUGAAAACAGCGUGAAUAAGCGAAACAGAGAAAGAACGGACCCUUCUAGUGAAAUGAAUAGUGACCUCUUGGGGAUAAAGGAAGUUUCCUCUGUAAAUAAGCAAGUCAUAGAAGUCAAUGGUUCAACUAAUAAUCCUACAAAUACUGGCUAUGAAAUGGUGAAAACUUCCACAGGGCCCAAAGACGAUAUCUUUGGAGAUCUCCCUCUUCUCGAAUUAGAAAGCUCCAAGAUUAUGUUUCGGACUGGUGUUCAUGAACUUCCAACUGUUAUAGAAGAAUCAUUUAUAACAAAUCAAACCGAAGCAGAUUCUAUACCAGAAGCUGUACCCUUGGAGCUGAUAGCUGCAUCUGACAUCACUGCUCAGACGCCAUCUCCUCUUGAAGACUUGGCAAAAAGUGAAGACACUGAGCCAGCAUGCAUCUCCCACAAUGAUGUGGCAGGGAGUCACCCUUCCACUGUUGGAAUUGAUGGUCUGCCAAAUCAUAAGAACACCAAUAUGAUGAAACCAGGUCUUGGUGAUAUGCAGUUGAAAUUGACUGACGUGUCUGCUUUAGGUUCUCAUUCUGUUCUGAGGUCAAAAUGUGGUUCUGGUAACCCUCUGCAGGGUUGUUUUGAUGUGAACAAAAACUGCUCUCAGGAAAUAAAAAAACAUGGUACAAAUUCUACUAGCAGUCCACCUGCCAUGAGAACCAGAACUGAAGAAACUAAAUAUAAAGAUGCACCAGUUAAGGGCAAGAAGAGUAUUGAGAUCACUGCAGUGGUUGCACUACCUGCGCCUGCCAACCAACUUUCAUAUCAAGCUAGCGUGUUGCCCUCUGCAGUAUCACAUACAGUUUUCAGCACAAGAGUUGAUUCAAAUGGCAUGUCUUCAUUCAGAAGUAUGCCUGCCAAGGAAUGCGUCCCAACUACCAGACCUGGUAACUUCAGAACUAAUGUGUGCCAUGGAAGUAGGAAACAUGUGGAUCCAUGUGCGGCACUAUCUACAGAUAACCAGGGUAGCUCGCAUUCAAAACUUCACCCAAUUUGCAGUCCUGCUAACAUUGGGAUGGCUUUUAUGAAGCUACCGGGCCUUGAAAGAAUGGAGAUCUCAAACUGCAAUGUAAAGAUAGGUGAAAACAGGUUUAAUAAUGCAGAGUCAAUGAACGCAAUAAGAUAUCAGAAACAACAGUUGUUGAGUGGCAUGACCUAUGUAAUGCAAGGUCAGAAACAGAUUGGUCUAAGCAGCUCUCAAGUUGGGAAACCAGCUCUGAAUGGUUAUGGGGGCCAAGGUGAUCAUCAUCUGCAGCAACCCACGGUUCGUUUGAUGGGUAAGACCGUCUCAGUUUGCUCACAUAGCAAGGAUCAUAAUGUAUCGACCAUGGAUCAAGUGAGUCCUGACAAUGUUGCCAUUGAAACAAGCCGCCUAUCCACAAUCUCAUGUCAGUUACCCCAAAAGAGAUCAUUCCCUUGUCAGGAUUCUGUGACACCAAGAGUGCAUCUAAACAAUUCUUCAGAUUUUUUGGCAAGGAUUCCCAACAAUAGCGUGCCAGGGCAAAAUACAACUUUCAGUGGCCUCCAUAACCAAAGGCCACAACCAAUAAAUAGUGCUCCAACAGUGAAAGAUUGCGCUUGGAAUUUUGGUAAUCAGUUUGUUCGUCAAGCUGAAUUCAAUAAGGCAGCUGUAGUCUGCACCAACUCUCAGACCAGGCAUCUAGAGCUCCAUCAACCACCUCAUUUGAUAAGCAUUCCUCAGAAUCAACAGUCUCAUUUGUGGACUCAUGCAGCACAGAUGAGUAGGAAAUAUCAGUGUUUUGUGGAUCCAGCAGCGAACCAAUCUUCUCCGGUUCCAAAAUCGUUGCUAAAUGCAAGCAUGAAGGAAAAGUAUCAGAAAUCCAGUUUGUUGUCUUACGAUGAUCCUAGUUCUAUGCCUAUUCACCAACCCUACCAGAUACCUGGCGCGGAGUCAUCUUCUGCACCUGCCAUAUCCUUUUUUGAGUAUGGUGCGAAUAAUUGUUUGUCCAGAAGCUCUUCUCCUGGACUGAGUCUUUCUCUUGCAACUGGUUUGGCUAACGAGUCUGUUUCAACAGGCAGAGCAGCUUGUGCGGGCAGUCUUACAAAUGCAGAUGGCAGGAAGGUUGCUAGCUUUGCCGAACCAAUAAGCAAUAGACCAGCUUAUGCAGAUAAUGUUUCACAGCAACCUGCAAAGCCAAUAAGCAACAGAACAGCUUAUGUGACUGAUAAUGUUUCACAGCAACCUGCAAAGAGACAACUUGUUACAGAUACACAGGAUUUUAUGUCUAUGGGCCCAAACAUUGUGAACCAUUCACCUGGCUGGUCACUUAGUGAUGCAGUUGAUCCUCAGGUACUUGAUUUUAGUAAAAGAAUAGCAAGAGAUGCUGUUCAAACGUCAAGAAAUGAAAGCAACAAUCCAAGGGCCAGUUCUGGUCCAGUUCCGCCUAUUCAAACAUGGUCUAGUCCUGGGUUGGUUGUAGGGGCUAAUACCAUGUCGAAGCCAGGUCAAAACCUGAAUGAUCAUUCCAAACUGCUAUACUCCACCAAAUUUUCAGUUGAUAGUGGUGUCAAUUCAGUUGUAUUAUAG